UUUUAAACGUAAGGAAAAGGAGAAACAGGAAAGAAAAAGACGAGACCUGCCUCCAUGGCAGCCGAGGGUUCCGGCGGCGGCGGCAGCGACCGGAAAAGCUCGCCGGUGCCGACGAAGUCCGGAGGAACCGGUGCGGCGAAGUUCCUCGCCGGCUUGCCGUCGCGCGGCAACUUCGCCUCCAGCUCCGUAUCCAGCCUGGGGGGGCUCAGGGUUUACGUCUGCGAGCACAGCACGAAUCCCCCAGAAGGACAAGUUAUAAAGACAGAUGCAACAAAUAUUUUAAUCAGACAUCUCCAGUUGAACAAACAGAAGAGUGAGGCCAAAGAUGCAGGUUCUAGGGUACCAGGGGAAAGCAGCAAAGGGAAAAGAUCUGCUGCCAGAAGCUUGGAUGUCAACAAUUCAGCUAAGAGGCCCAACUUGGGUAGUUCAUCUGGAUCACCUGCCUAUGAAGAAGCAAUAUCUGGCUUUUCACAGCACACACUGCAGUCAUUUACAGUUGAGAGGCUGCGUGGACUUCUACGACAAAGUGGUCUCUCAACUAAAGGGAAAAAGGAUGAAUUGAUCGCUCGCUUAAGGGAGGUGCAGGGUUGACAUUAAGCUCAUUUUGUUUUGUUGAUCCAAUACCUGUGGGCAAUGUCGAACUCUGAUGAGGAGCAGGAUGAGUAGAGCAAGACUGUACUUGUUUUUUUUUUUUUUUUUUGAGCUAAAGCAGACUGUACUUGUUGAGCUGUUGUUCUGUUUAAACUUCAGGUGACGUAGUGACAUACUUCAGACUUCAGAGCUUAUCUGUAGUCAAAAUUUGUUGAGUGGCUGUUAUGUUUUGACCGUCUGGUCUUAAUUAUUUUCUUAUAUGAAAUUAAUUAGAAAUGCAGA
This is a messenger RNA of Phragmites australis (common reed), 873 nucleotides long. RefSeq lists its product as uncharacterized. The record is from RefSeq and is a predicted model, not a curated record. Gene Ontology annotation, biological process: positive regulation of proteasomal ubiquitin-dependent protein catabolic process. The coding region runs from base 55 to 591 and encodes 178 amino acids. The transcript has 6 exons. Lineage: Eukaryota; Viridiplantae; Streptophyta; Magnoliopsida; Poales; Poaceae. Gene Ontology annotation, cellular component: Cul4-RING E3 ubiquitin ligase complex.